This is a messenger RNA of Oncorhynchus kisutch (coho salmon), 6194 nucleotides long. RefSeq names its product mucin-2-like. The coding region runs from base 225 to 6194 and encodes 1989 amino acids. The transcript has 2 exons. Lineage: Eukaryota; Metazoa; Chordata; Actinopteri; Salmoniformes; Salmonidae. The record is from RefSeq and is a predicted model, not a curated record.
CAACAACAACAACUGAAGCUCUUACAGACAUCACAACUGUAGCUCCUCUGCCCCCCACAAUUGCAACUUCAAAUGUAGCAUCACCUACAACAACAACUGCAGAUGCUUCUACAACCACAGGUGCAGCACCUACCACAUCAAUCACAACUGCAGGUCCUACUACCAUUUUGACUCCUAAGACAAUCACAACUGAAGCUCCUACAGAAAUCACAACUGUAGCUCUUAUGUCCCCCACAAUUGCAACUUCAACUGUAGCAUCACCUACAACAUCGACUGCAGAUGCUUCCACAACCACAGGUGCAGCACCUACUACAUCAAUCACAACUGCAGGUCCUACUAUAAUUUUACCUCAAUCGACAACCACAACAACAUCCACUACAACAACUGUAGCUCCUACAAUGUCAAUCUCAACUGCAGGUCCUACUACCAAUUUAACUCCAACGACAACCACAACUGAAGCUCCUACAGACAUCAUAACUGUAGCUCCUAUGCCCCCCACAAUUGCAACUUCAAUUACAACUGUAGCAUCACCUGCAACAACAACUACAGAUGCUUCCACAACCACAAGUGCAGCACCUACUACAUCAAUCCCAACUGCAGGUCCUACUAUCAUUUUACCUCAAUCGACAACCACAACAACAUCCACUGCAACAACUGUAGCUCCUACAAUGUCAAUCUCAACUGCAGGUCCUACUGCCAAUUUAACUCCAACGACAACAACAACUGAAGCUCUUACAGACAUCACAACUGUAGCUCCUCUGCCCCCCACAAUUGCAACUUCAAUUACAACUGUAGCAUCACCUGCAACAACAACUACAGAUGCUUCCACAACCACAGGUGCAGCACCUACUACAUCAAUCCCAACUGCAGGUCCUACUAUCAUUUUACCUCAAUCGACAACCACAACAACAUCCACUACAACAACUGUAGCUCCUACAAUGUCAAUCUCAACUGCAGGUCCUACUGCCAAUUUAACUCCAACGACAACAACAACUGAAGCUCUUACAGACAUCACAACUGUAGCUCCUCUGCCUCCCACAAUUGCAACUUCAAAUGUAGCAUCACCUACAACAACAACUGCAGAUGCUUCCACAACCACAGGUGCAGAACCUACUACAUCAAUCACAACUGCAGGUCCUACUACCAUUUUGACUCCUAAGACAAUCACAACUGAAGCUCCUACAGAAAUCACAACUGUAGCUCUUAUGCCCCCCACAAUUGCAACUUCAACUGUAGCAUCACCUACAACAACAAUUGCAGAUGCUUCAACAACCACAGGUGCAGCACCUACUACAUCAAUCACAACUGCAGGUCCUACUAUCAUUUUACCUCAAUCGACAACCACAACAACAUCCACUACAACAACUGUAGCUCCUACAAUGUCAAUCUCAACUGCAGGUCCUACUACCAAUUUAACUCCAACGACAACCACAACUGAAGCUCCUACAGACAUCAUAACUGUAGCUCCUAUGCCCCCCACAAUUGCAACUUCAAUUACAACUGUAGCAUCACCUGCAACAACAACUACAGAUGCUUCCACAACCACAAGUGCAGCACCUACUACAUCAAUCCCAACUGCAGGUCCUACUAUCAUUUUACCUCAAUCGACAACCACAACAACAUCCACUACAACAACUGUAGCUCGUACAAUGUCAAUCUCAACUGCAGGUCCUACUGCCAAUUUAACUCCAACGACAACAACAACUGAAGCUCUUACAGACAUCACAACUGUAGCUCCUCUGCCCCCCACAAUUGCAACUUCAAAUGUAGCAUCACCUACAACAACAACUGCAGAUGCUUCUACAACCACAGGUGCAGCACCUACCACAUCAAUCACAACUGCAGGUCCUACUACCAUUUUGACUCCUAAGACAAUCACAACUGAAGCUCCUACAGAAAUCACAACUGUAGCUCUUAUGACCCCCACAAUUGCAGCUUCUACUUCAACAACUGUUGCUCCCACGACCACAACUGCAGCAGCUCCUAUAACAACAACUGUAGAUGCUUCCAUAAACACAACAGCAGCACCUACUACGUCAAUCACAACUGCAGGUCCUACUAACAUUUUAACUCCAACGACAAGCACAACUGAGGCUCCUUCAGACGUCACUACUGUUGCUCCUUUGAACCCCACAAUUGCAGCUUCUUCUUCAACAAUUGUAGCUCCCACGAUCACUACAACUGCAGAAGCUCCUACAACAACAACUGCAGCUGCUUCUACAUUUACUACUGCAUCCCCUACUGCAACCACAACAGAAGCUCCUUCUACAACAACUGUAGCACCAAUGACUUUAGGAACAACAGUCCCAACGACAACUGCAGCUAAUUCCUCAACUUUAGCUCCUUCAAUUCCAAGCCCAACUGCAGCUCCUACAACAACAACUCUUGCUCCUACGACCUCUACAACUUCAGCACCAACUACUUUAUUCACAACUGUAGGUCCUACUACCAUUUUACCUCCUUCAACAACCACAACAACAUCCACUACAACAACUGUUGCUCCUACAAUGUCAAUCUCAGCUGCAGGUCCUACUGCCAAUUUAACUCCAACGACAACCUCAACUGAUGCUCCAACAGACAUCACAACUGUAGCUCCUAUGCACCCCACAAUUGCAACUUCAACUGUAGCAUCACCUACAACAACAACUGCAGAUGCUUCCACAACCACAGGUGCAGCACCUACCACAUCAAUCACAACUGCAGGUCCUACUACCAUUUUGACUCCUAAGACAAUCACAACUGAAGCUCCUACAGAAAUCACAACUGUAGCUCUUAUGCCCCCCACAAUUGCAACUUCAAUUACAACUGUAGCAUCACCUGCAACAACAACUACAGAUGCUUCCACAACCACAAGUGCAGCACCUACUACAUCAAUCCCAACUGCAGGUCCUACUAUCAUUUUACCUCAAUCGACAACCACAACAACAUCCACUGCAACAACUGUAGCUCCUACAAUGUCAAUCUCAACUGCAGGUCCUACUGCCAAUUUAACUCCAACGACAACAACAACUGAAGCUCUUACAGACAUCACAACUGUAGCUCCUCUGCCCCCCACAAUUGCAACUUCAAAUGUAGCAUCACCUACAACAACAACUGCAGAUGUUUCUACAACCACAGGUGUAGCACCUACUACAUCAAUCACAACUGCAGGUCCUACUACCAUUUUGACUCCUAAUACAAUCACAACUGAAACUCUUACAGACAUCACAACUGUAGCUCCUAUGCCUCCCACAAUUGCAACUUCAACUGUAGCAUCACCUACAACAACAACUGCAGAUGAUUCCACAACCACAGGUGCAGCACCUACUACAUCAAUCCCAACUGCAGGUCCUACUACCAUUUUGACUCCUAAGACAAUCACAACUGAAGCUCCUACAGAAAUCACAACUGUAGCUCUCAUGCCCCCCACAAUUGCAACUUCAAUUACAACUGUAGCAUCACCUGCAACAACAACUACAGAUGCUUCCACAACCACAAGUGCAGCACCUACUACAUCAAUCCCAACUGCAGGUCCUACUAUCAUUUUACCUCAAUCGACAACCACAACAACAUCCACUGCAACAACUGUAGCUCCUACAAUGUCAAUCUCAACUGCAGGUCCUACUGCCAAUUUAACUCCAACGACAACAACAACUGAAGCUCUUACAGACAUCACAACUGUAGCUCCUCUGCCCCCCACAAUUGCAACUUCAAAUGUAGCAUCACCUACAACAACAACUGCAGAUGUUUCUACAACCACAGGUGUAGCACCUACUACAUCAAUCACAACUGCAGGUCCUACUACCAUUUUGACUCCUAAUACAAUCACAACUGAAACUCUUACAGACAUCACAACUGUAGCUCCUAUGCCUCCCACAAUUGCAACUUCAACUGUAGCAUCACCUACAACAACAACUGCAGAUGCUUCCACAACCACAGGUGCAGCACCUACUACAUCAAUCCCAACUGCAGGUCCUACUACCAUUUUGACUCCUAAGACAAUCACAACUGAAGCUCCUACAGAAAUCACAACUGUAGCUCUCAUGCCCCCCACAAUUGCAACUUCAAUUACAACUGUAGCAUCACCUACAACAACAACUGCAGAUGCUUCCACAACCACAGGUGCAGCACCUACUACAUCAAUCCCAACUGCAGGUCCUACUAUCAUUUUACCUCAAUCGACAACCACAACAACAUCCACUACAACAACUGUAGCUCCUACAAUGUCAAUCUCAACUGCAGGUCCUACUGCCAAUUUAACUCCAACGACAACAACAACUGAAGCUCUUACAGACAUCACAACUGUAGCUCCUCUGCCCCCCACAAUUGCAACUUCAAAUGUAGCAUCACCUACAACAACAACAACUGCAGAUGCUUCUACAACCACAGGUGCAGCACCUACCACAUCAAUCACAACUGCAGGUCCUACUAUCAUUUUGACUCCUAAGACAAUCACAACUGAAGCUCCUACAGAAAUCACAACUGUAGCUCUUAUGCCCCCCACAAUUGCAACUUCAACUGUAGCAUCACCUACAACAACAACUGCAGAUGCUUCCACAACCACAGGUGCAGCACCUACUACAUCAAUCACAACUGCAGGUCCUACUAUCAUUUUACCUCAAUCGACAACCACAACAACAUCCACUACAACAACUGUAGCUCCUACAAUGUCAAUCUCAACUGCAGGUCCUACUACCAAUUUAACUCCAACGACAACCACAACUGAAGCUCCUACAGACAUCAUAACUGUAGCUCCUAUGCCCCCCACAAUUGCAACUUCAACUGUAGCAUCACCUACAACAACAACUGCAGAUGCUUCCACAACCACAGGUGCAGCACCUACUACAUCAAUCCCAACUGCAGGUCCUACUACCAUUUUGACUCCUAAGACAAUCACAACUGAAGCUCUUACAGACAUCACAACUGUAGCUCCUCUGCCCCCCACAAUUGCAACUUCAACUACAACUGUUGAAUCACCUACAACAACAACUACAGAUGCUUCCACAACCACAAGUGCAGCACCUACUACAUCAAUCCCAACUGCAGGUCCUACCACCAUUUUGACUCCUAAGACAAUCACAACUGAAGCUCCUACAGAAAUCACAACUGUAGCUCUUAUGACCCCCACAAUUGCAGCUUCUACUUCAACAACUGUUGCUCCCACGACCACAACUGCAGCAGCUCCUAUAACAACAACUGUAGAUGCUUCCAUAAACACAACAGCAGCACAUACUACGUCAAUCACAACUGCAGGUCCUACUAACAUUUUAACUCCAACGACAAGCACAACUGAGGCUCCUUCAGACGUCACUACUGUUGCUCCUUUGAACCCCACAAUUGCAGCUUCUUCUUCAACAACUGUAGCUCCCACGAUCACUACAACUGCAGAAGCUCCUACAACAACAACUGCAGCUGCUUCUACAUUUACUACUGCAUCCCCUACUGCAACCACAACAGAAGCUCCUUCUACAACAACUGUAGCACCAAUGACUUUAGGAACAACAGUCCCAACGACAACUGCAGCUAAUUCCUCAACUUUAGCUCCUUCAAUUCCAAGCCCAACUGCAGCUCCUACAACAACAACUCUUGCUCCUACGACCUCUACAACUUCAGCACCAACUACUUUAUUCACAACUGUAGGUCCUACUACCAUUUUACCUCCUUCAACAACCACAACAACAUCCACUACAACAACUGUUGCUCCUACAAUGUCAAUCUCAGCUGCAGGUCCUACUGCCAAUUUAACUCCAACGACAACCUCAACUGAAGCUCCAACAGACAUCACAACUGUAGCUCCUAUGCACCCCACAAUUGCAACUUCAACUGUAGCAUCACCUACAACAACAACUGCAGAUGCUUCCACAACCACAGGUGCAGCACCUACCACAUCAAUCCCAACUGCAGGUCCUACUACCAUUUUGACUCCUAAGACAAUCACAACUGAAGCUCCUACAGAAAUCACAACUGUAGCUCUCAUGCCCCCCACAAUUGCAACUUCAAUUACAACUGUAGCAUCACCUACAACAACAACUGCAGAUGCUUCCACAACCACAGGUGCAGCACCUACUACAUCAAUCCCAACUGCAGGUCCUACUAUCAUUUUACCUCAAUCGACAACCACAACAACAUCCACUACAACAACUGUAGCUCCUACAAUGUGCAGCACCUACCACAUCAAUCACAACUGCAGGUCCUACUACCAUUUUGACUCCUAA